AAAAUAAUGUGAUAACAAAGUUAAGAGAUUAUCAAGGACAAUUUUUUUCCCGUUAUUUAUUCGAAAACAGGUUGACAUUUGAUAGGAAGCCGUCUUGUCAGUGGUAAAAAUAUGUCAACGAAAAGAGUGAGGGUCGAUGAUGUGAGACGUUUCAUGAAAUCAUGUUUGACAUGCGUCGGUGCUCCUUCAAAUCAUGCACAGCAACUUACUGAUGUACUCGUCGCUGCUGAUGUUAGAGGACAUUUUAGCCAUGGGCUCAACCGUCUUGAAAUGUAUGUUAGAGAUAUCCAGAAUAAAACAACAGAUCCAAGUGCAGAGCCAACGAUAGUGAAAGAAACAAGUUCCACAGCCUUAGUGAAUGGAAACAAUGGGCUGGGGCCAGUUGUAGGCAAUUUUUGUAUGAAAUUGGCCAUCAACAAAGCCUCCGAUGCAGGAAUCGGUUGGGUUGUAACAAAAGGCUCGAAUCAUUAUGGCAUGGCUGGCUGGUAUAGUAUGCAAGCUCUUGAGCAUGGAAUGAUGGGUUUCUCAUUUACUAACACUUCUCCAUUGAUGAGCCCAACCAGAAGCAAAGGUGCUGCUCUUGGGACAAAUCCAAUUUCUUUUACUGCACCGGCAAUGAAUGGAGACUCAUUCGUUCUUGACAUGUCUACCACUACUAGUUCUCUUGGAAAGAUUGAAUAUGCAAAACGAAAACAAGAGCCUAUCCCUAAUGUAUGGGCGCAAGAUGAUGAAGGGAAACCAACGACUGACCCUGAGGUCGCUUUUAAAACGGCUAAUUUGUUGCCUUUAGGGGGUAGAGAAGAACACGGUGGCUACAAAGGCUAUGGGUUGGCCCUAAUGGUCGAAGCACUCUGCGGCAUUUCUGCAGGCAGUCAUUACGGUUACAAAAUUCGAGCUUGGAUGGGGGCGGGAUCAGUAGCUAACCUGGGUCAGUGCUUUGGGGCCAUAAAUCCAGAUUGCUUUGAAACCGGUUUUAAAGAAAGGAUGUCGGAUAUGAUGUCAUUCCUUAGAAACAUGCCAAAGGCAGAUGUAAAUAAACAUGUACUAAUUCCUGGUGAUCCUGAACGGCAUAGUGAACAAGAAACUGUUAAAAAUGAUGGCAUACUUUAUAGCACCAAUCAGCUCUUACAUUACGAAUUAUUUGCUAAAGAGCUUGGCGUGGAACAGUUGAAAUCGUACUAAUUGGAUGGUCUGUUGAUAUCAAAUUUAUUGUUUUACAGUGAUAAUUAUACAAGUUGUUAGAU
Molecule: messenger RNA, 1244 nt
Organism: Cimex lectularius (bed bug)
Lineage: Eukaryota; Metazoa; Arthropoda; Insecta; Hemiptera; Cimicidae
Exons: 10
Coding region: 112-1182 (356 amino acids)
Molecular function (GO): oxidoreductase activity
Source: RefSeq, a predicted model, not a curated record